ACGAUAGGCCUAUCUAAGAUAGACAGACACACGUCGAUAACUACACGGCAAUACUAGACCUAAUCUUUAAGUGGGAUUUAGUAAUAGAGAUUGAUAAGGGUGCGAGGAUAUUUGUCGAAACGUUGUGCUUAUAUAAUAAAACCAGCGAUUGUUUUUCACAAAAAGUGUGUUCUAUUUUUACCAGACCUGCGACAUUAUUUUAUUUUCUCAACAUAUUUAAAAGAUAAACAUUUGUAUUAUUGAUAGAAAUGUCAUCAACGUGUUUAGUUGAUAUGGAUUAUAUGGAAAUAUAAUCUGUACAAGUAUAUGGUUUGUAAAACAAGAAUUCACAUUAAAUUUGGAUUUUGGUUUUUACAUGACACUGGAAUAUAACUAACAUUCGCCAGAGAAACAUUCAAAAUGUUUGUCUUUAAAAUUAUUGUGUUUCUAUCACUGAGUGUUCCAGGUUUUUUGAAGGAAGUAUCGUUUUGUUACGGUCCGGCAACCCUAUCCUGUACGACAAACACGUUAACAUGUCCGGAUGGUGAGGUAUUAUCUGUACGAAUUGCCGAGUUUGGUACUGACGAUCCGUCAGAAAAUUGUCAGAGUGGUGCUGACGUUUGUAAUGGCGGAUCAAAAUGCUGUAGAUUUUCAAUAAAUGGAGAAAAAAGAUACCCAUUUCCAUCAGAACUAUUUGAUAAAGUUCAGCAUACCUGUAGUCACAAGCCAUUUUGUAAUGUUGAUAUAACAUACGACAGCUCAACCAAUUACACAUUUACACGUUAUAUCUUCGACUGUAUUAAAGAGUCAAAUAUAUUGAGCAUGGUGUGUAAGGAUGACGUCACUACGAACGUGUAUGCCUAUAUGUUUUACUUUGGUGAUCUGAGGAGAGAUUCUCUGGGUAUCAAUUGUUCUUGUACGAUUAGUUCGGAAGCCCAAACACUCACCCUCUAUACACAAUAUAUACAACUAGAUGCCGCUACUUGUCCCAGUUUCUCAACCAUGCUUUCUGACCUACAAUUACCACCUUGUAACAGUAGUGGAUUGCAAGAGACGUAUCGUUUUGUUACUCAUAUACAAACUCCUGUGACUUUAAAGGUAGAGAAUCUACUGGCUAGAACAGAUGACAUCUUUUGGGUACAGUUUUUAAACACUGUCAAAGCACAAAUAACAGUAUCGUGUACUGGUUGUGGAAUUGACGUAGAAGGUGCUUGUGGAAGAACAGAACAUAUCGCGGAAUAUUGUUAUGGCGCAGAAGACUGUUCACAGCAUCGUCUCGAGUGCAAGGAUAAUCAGAAAAUAGGUCUGACGUCAUCUACUUAUUUUGGUCAUAGACCUUACGUCAAUCCUAACUGUGAAAUGAGUAAUUGUAAUAGAAACAAAGAAAGCAAGUGCUGUAGGUAUCACUCUCAAGAUGCCUUGGAGAAGUUUGAGGGCAAAGAAUUAGAAGAUUUGAAUAACGAAUGUACUUUGAAGCAGUCGUGUGUGGCUACUCCCCAGUAUAGAGAACCGGGCAGUAACAACUAUGCCUUUUAUAGGUAUGAUUGCAUACCAGAAUCCAGUAUCCUGAACGCCAUGAAAUUAGGAUCAAAAAAAGGAUUUUCUGAGGGAUUUAUAAAUUAUAACGGCAGUACUAGAACACCUGCGACUACAAUUGACUGUAGUUGUAGAAUCAGCUCUCCUGGGGCUACUAUAACUGUUAAUGUCUACGCACUGCAGCUUCAUCCCGAUACUUGUUGUAAACUGAACAUUUCAUCAUCAGAUGGCAACCUCCCUGAAACAUGUACAGAACAAUCCGGUGUGACAAGCUACUCAACUCAAAGCAAGGUUUUCAAUUCGCCAAUCACCGUUGCAUUUCAUAAGAUGGCCAGCAAACCGGCUGAUUUGGUUUUUGUUCGAUUCAGCAGUGGAAAGGGAAUUGAUAUAGAUUGUGGUGGCUGUACAGAAACAACAGAUGCUAUUAAUGAUGUAUGUAGUUAUCAUAAGGCCCAACAGCAAGACGCUGAUAUUAUACCAAUAGCAGCAGGCUCAGUGAUAGGUGUCCUGGCGCUUAUUGGUAUUAUUAUUGGCAUUAUUUGUGCCUGCAAGAAGUGUAAAGGAAGUGGAUCUGGAGCCAAAGCACACAGAAAAAUAUCAGUGGCACCAUACUCGACAAGAUUGAACUUUUAACAGACAUAAUCAGAGCUUCCCCAUGUAAUGGGUUUACAUCCGGUUCAGAAAUCAUCCAGUCGGUACACUCAAGCUAUUUUUGGCAUUAAAAGCCAAAUCUCCUGUCAUUUUUGAAUUUUUCUACUCUCUUUUAUUUUACCAUAGAGAUCGGCAUGCACCUAGAAGACACAGACAAAUGUCAAUAACACCAAGUUGGAAAGGGAUGAGUUUUUAACUGGCUUGACCAAAGGGAAGUAACUGGUAUUAAGAUGGCAUUUUAAUCGAUUUAAAUAGAAGUGUUUAGACGGGUUAAGAUUACUGAUUAGAUAUAGACAAAAUUAGAUAAUUCAAAGUGCCUAGAAUUCCCUUAACUGCUUAGACUUGGGAAUUAUAAAAUUUUUAUGAAGAUUUUUAAACUUAUUUUAUAUGUAUCUAAUUUUAUAUAACUUUAGUAUAUAUAUACUGUCUUUCUAAAACCAUAUAAUACACUCGUUUAUAAUCUCACAUGUUCCAUAUUCAUUUAAUUUAUGCAUCUAAUUUUUGUUUGUAAGAUGGAUAUAACGUUUGUUAUACUGUCUUUCUAAAUCUCUAUAAUAUACUCUUUCAUAAUCUCACAUGUUCCAUAUUAAUUUAUAGUCUCACGCCUUUUUAAUUAAGGUAGAAUGUCUAAACUUGAUGUAGAUGUUCAUCAGGUGAAUGUCUUGAAUGAGUUUAAUGAUUAACAUUUCCCGCUAAAGCUAAGCUAAGCAAUUUCAUUGGUCGACGCUUUGGGACACGAUAACUUUGAUUCUAGCUGUGGAGAGUGAUGGAACUUAGUGUAUAGUUUCACUACCAGGUACUUCAAAACCUUGACUGACUUUGAUCACGAACAUUUUAUGCUUAGACUAAUUGUAUAGAUAACCAAUUUUUGCUCUACUUUUGAAAAAAGUAAAUGUACAAUUAAUAUUUAUCAUAUAUUUAUUUUGAGAUUUCGGCGGGGGAAAUCAAACCCACUGUUUGUUUGUUAGAAUCAAUUUAAUGGAGUCUUUCUAAAACCAUAUAAUAUACUCUUUCACAAUCUCACAUGUUCCAUAUUGUAUUAUUAGAAAUAUUUUAAUUUUGAGUCUUUCCUUGAUGUAUUGUUAUACAAUAUAUCACCGUUUAAAGAUGUAUUAUGUGAGAUUUAUACAAGGAGCUGGACGUUUUAAUAAGAUUGUUCUUGUUAUAAUAGAUAAUAAAAAAUGAAUAUAUUUAAACUUUUAGUCAAAAACUUUAUUCGGUUGUUAAAUACCAUUGACACGAUUAUACAGAUGGUCUAGAGUUUAUUGUGGCUUUGCCAUGUUAUCUGCAAUUGGCAGAUUUAGAUCUUACAUAAUACAACUUUAAUGAUUAGAUUUUACUCAGUUAAUUUUUAUAACUGAUAAUAAAUAUUACUUAUAUUCCUUUAGUAAUUAGUUUCAUAACUUAUAUUACCAGGUAGACAGGGGACUGAGGGAAGCAUAUGCCCGGGGGCGACACAACUUGGGGGCGGCAAAUUAUCUAAGUGUAUACAAGAAAUAUUCAAAGGGGGACCCUUUGAUUGAGAUAACAAAUCACCACCCGUCGCUUCCCCUAAACCUGUGUAAACCAGUACAUAUUUCAGCAAAUAGAGAGGGAAGAAUUAUUAUUUUUCUAAGAUUUAUUGUAGGGUUUAUCGAUUAAAUGAAGAGUUAAAGGGGAAAUAAACAUAAAAAGUUUACAUAUAAUAAGUUGAUUUAAUAAAUAGUUAUUUAGAUAACGUGUUAUAAGUAUAAAAAGUGUAUUUUAAAAAUUCUUCAAUCAUAAUAAAAUUAACUGAGCGCAGGCACUGAACAAAGCAGUUACAGUAUGCAAGUGGGGAGUGUGGGGGCGCUACACUGAAACUUUUGUCCUGGGGCGCCACAUAGGCUUGUGAGGGCCCUGCAGGUAGAAUGUAAGAUUAAUUCUUGAGUAUUAUGAACACCCAACCCCACACCACCCCACCCCAUCGCAAACCAAACAGUGCAACCAAUGAAAUUUCUAUUUGUUAUACGUCUACAUUUUAUAUAGGAGUAUAUUGUCGUCACCACUGUACACGCUUUACAGGUCAUAGGUUUUGGCUUGUUAUUUUCAAACUUGCAAAAAUUGCUCAAGAAGGAGGAACACGAGUUUGAUCUCAAUGACGCAAAUUUUGGACAGAUGACAUAAAACAAAGGCGUCGGUUUAUAUGUUUUUGUUUUGAAACAUGGAAGCCUAUAAAACGUGAUUCGCCUUUUCCUUGAACAGCAACUACUAAUAAUAUGUCUAUAAGUCUAUCGUUUUAGAUUUAAGCGUUUGAAUUCCCUUUUUGUUGGUCUUAUUGUUCUUCUUCUCGGGGCUCGGGACAAAUGCGCAUCCAUUGGCUCGCUCGAAUUCGAAUAUAUCCAUGCCGUCAUGUUGGGUUUCUUUGUCCAUAGUAUGCUCGUAUUUGUACAAUAUUGUUACAAAAAGUCCGGUGGUAUAUGUAUUGUUAUUAUUUUUGGUUAAAAUAUAUCAUUUAUAAAAUAAAUGUAUUAUUGCUCGU
Molecule: messenger RNA, 4666 nt
Organism: Patella vulgata (common limpet)
Lineage: Eukaryota; Metazoa; Mollusca; Gastropoda; Patellidae
Exons: 10
Coding region: 400-2148 (582 amino acids)
Source: RefSeq, a predicted model, not a curated record